AUGACAUUAUCUAAACACAUAAACGCAGAAAAAAUCGAAAGAAAGUAUUUGGCUCAAUCUGGCAAGACAGAAUUGACUGAGCAUGAAGAGUUUAUUUCCAAAUAUCAAUCGAAUGUUGCAGUACCAAAGUAUGAAAUUCCUUUAAAAUCUUCCAAUUCAAGUUUGGUUUAUAAGUACUUGAAAGAGGAAUUGGCAUUGGAUGGUAACACUACCUUGAAUUUGGCCUCGUUUGUUAAUACUCAAGUUGAUGAAACUCCUUUGAAAUUGAUUAGUGAGAAUCUCGUUAAGAAUUUGGCUGAUAACGAUGAAUAUCCAACGUUAUUGGAAUACCAACAAAGAUGUAUUUCAAUCUUGAGUAACUUAUGGCAUGCGCCAAGUAAACUUGAUGCUGGCACUCAAACCCAUGUUGCAACCACUGUUGGUACUGCCACCACCGGAUCUUCUGAAGCUAUCUUAUUAGGUGGGUUGGCAAUGAAGAAGAAAUGGCAAGAAAAGAGAAUUGCUGAAAAUAAAUCAAUUAGUAGUCCAAAUAUCUUAAUGGCAUCGUGUGCACAGGUUGCUUUAGAAAAAUUUGCAAGAUAUUUUGAUGUUGAAAAUCGAACUAUUAGAAUUACUGAAAAAUCCCAUCAUUUAAUCGAUACGGAUGAAAUCAAGAAGAAUAUUGAUGAAAAUACAAUUGGGAUUUUUGUAAUUUUAGGAUCUACUUUCACUGGUGCUUUUGAACCAGUUGAAAAAAUUUCAAAAAUUUUAGAUGAAAUUGAAAAAGAACGUGGUUUAGAUAUUAAAAUUCAUGUUGAUGGUGCCAGUGGAGGUUUCGUUGCUCCUUUUAUCUUUCCUCAUUUAAGAUGGGAUUUUGAAGUUGAUCGUGUGAUUUCAAUUAAUACUUCUGGCCAUAAAUUCGGAUUAACCACUGCCGGUUUAGGUUGGAUUAUUUGGAGAGACCUUGAAUAUUUGCCAGAGUCUUUGAGAUUCAAAUUAGAUUAUUUGGGUGGGGUGGAAGAAACUUUUAAUUUGAAUUUUUCUAGACCUGGAUUCCCAGUUAUUCAUCAAUAUUAUAAUUUUUUAACUUACGGUCAUGAAGGUUAUACUAAGAUUUUUAAUAGUGCAGUUCAAAAUGCUAGAUUAUUAUCGAAUAUUUUACAAGAUUCAACUUUUUUCGAAGUUCUUUCGGUUAUUCAUAAAAAAAUUCCUUCAAUUGAAGAAAGAUCUAAAAUUUAUACUAGAAGUCAUGAUAUAAAUCAUUCUCAUAAAGAUGAAUCAACUAGAAAUGAAAAUUUCUAUCCUGGAUUACCGGUUGUUGCCUUUAGAUUUUCUAAAGAAUUCCGUUCUAAAUUCCCAGAAAUCCCUCAAUCAAUUGUUUCCUUAUUACUAAGAAAUAAAGGUUUUAUUGUGCCCAAUUAUCACUUAACUCCCGAUGAACAGGAUAAAGAAAUUUUAAGAGUUGUGGUAAGAGAAGAUUUUGGAUUAAACUUGUUAGAAAAAUUAUCAAGUGACAUCAUUGCUACAGUUGAAUUACUUGUCAGAUCUACCGAAACCGUUCGUUCAGCUGUUGAAGCUAAAAACACCGGUGAAGAAGUUGAUAAAAAAGUAAUUUACGACUUGUUAUUAUCAAUUGUAUCAAAUGGUGCCACUGACGUCAAAGACUUGCAAACUAUCGAAUUAGAUAAAGAAGGUACUGGACACCAUAAACAUAAGAGAUCUUACCGUGGUGCCUGUUAA
Molecule: messenger RNA, 1719 nt
Organism: Hyphopichia burtonii NRRL Y-1933
Lineage: Eukaryota; Fungi; Ascomycota; Pichiomycetes; Serinales; Debaryomycetaceae
Gene: GAD1
Product: glutamate decarboxylase
Exons: 1
Coding region: 1-1719 (572 amino acids)
Biological process (GO): L-glutamate catabolic process
Cellular component (GO): cytosol
Molecular function (GO): pyridoxal phosphate binding; glutamate decarboxylase activity
Source: RefSeq, a predicted model, not a curated record